AUGGCGGAUUUUGGAGAGCUGGACUACUGGAGGAAGCACUUCCGGAGUGCCGAUUCCGAUAUCUUCAUCGUGAUCGAGCACGCGAUCCUCAUCGCCGCAUCGGAUUAUCCGGCGGAGUUUCGCAACCGGAGGGAUCAGAUCACCGAGAGACUCUUCUCUUGCCAGUUGCCCAGGUGCUUCGGGUGCGAUCGAAUCAAGGAGCAGGCGUUCGAGGUUGAAGGGGAAGAGUUCAGCGGAGGAACCGGCGUCCUUGCCACUGGCUGCGGCGAGAAGGAGAGCAAGGUCAAUUGCGGCACCGAUGAACGACAGGAGGAUGAAGAUUUGAAGUGGGUCUCGAGCAAUUACAGUUUCGAUGAAGCUGAGGCAUUAACGGAAGAGAUCGAGGAAGAGAACCAGAUCAUCGGGGAGGUGCUGAGGAUCAAGGAAAUUAUCGUCAACAAGGACUACGAGGUCUACCGCUGAACUUUCUGGUUUCAUUUUCUUCCUCAUCCUCGAAUCAGGAUUCGUAGAAUUCUGUGUCUUCAAUCUCCCAAUUUCAUCGCAUGGGUUCCUUCCCAAUCUCUUUGAUGAAUUUUGACGCCCCAAAUUUCUUCUUGUGAGCUACGACUCGACAGGGAAAUAUGUUCUCCAAUAUUUUGACUUCGUUCCCCUUGGUGUUGAUUGCUUUCAGUCUGAUUCUCGGCUGUUUGAGUCCCUCAGGAGGCUUCAACUCAUGGCUCUUUCUGUGGAAGUUCUCAAGGUUGUGAUGGGAUUUUCUUCGUACUUGGAAGUGAAAUGCUUCCCAGUAAGCCUGCAGUUCCCACAUUCAUUUGAUUUAUUCUCUGUUCAUCGAUACAGGCGACGGAGAUCGGAAAAGCUCUGAAUGGGCUCCGGAGACACAGCUCAAGACAAAUUUCUCAGCUGGUAUCCUCUCUGAUCGGGUAAGUUUGGCCUGAUAAUCGCAGAAUAAGCUUCACUUAUGAAGUGAAAAUUAGCCGGCAUUCUCUGUUUUGACUUUGUGAUGAUUACCGACCAAAUUCAGGAGGAUUAUUUGGUCAGGCUCAUCUUCCCCAUCUCCCCACCCCCAAACGCUAUCAUAGCUUGUCUAUUUAAAUAGAUGCGGAAAUUCCUCAGAAUCGAUUGCUCUUAUUACUAUGAUUUCUCCUGAGCUUGCUCAUUGAGAACCUGAGGUUCGGCUUCCCUGUGCUUUCAUGUGGGUGGAGGUAUCUUGAAGACCAAUCAGCGUUUAUUGCUGUUUUCUGAUCAUGGUAACAGAGAAAUCUUUCCGGGCCUGCAUGUGCAGAUCAUCGUUUUCUUUCUGUUUAUGCAUUCAUGUCGAUGGGCAACGAACGUACAUGGUGGUGUCUCUGUGGAGAAAGACUAGACUUCCUCAGCUUUUGCCAUGGAGUUUCAAUCACGCAUACUCUCUCUCUCUAUCGUAUGUAGUCGUCACUGCAUGAAUCAUCAUCUUCGUUCUCCAUGAUCCUUGAGCAUGGCCGUACUUCUCUCUCUAUUCUUGGCCUGCAUCAACAUAGUCGACAGAUCAAUGUGAAAUUAUUUAUUUUUAUCUAUGGAUCUUUGAUCGAUCCACAGGGCCUGGAAGAUUCUGGUGGAUGAAUGGAUGGAUGCUACUGCUGCUCUUACGGGUGAUUCUAGUGACUCUCUUGGGUUUUUAUUUAUUUCUGGGCGGCCGCUGUUCUCACUCUUCGUUUCAAACGGCAGAAGGCACCCCUGAGUCUAAAGCUCCUUCGGUUGUGGAAGACGAGGAAGAGGAAGGAGGACUCCCCUCCCCUCCCAUGGAUGAAGGGGCCCUGUUCACCACUCCAGGCGCGAUGGAGCUUUCCCAGGUGAGCCACUGAUCCACAGCUAGGCCUUUACCCUUUCCUAAGACUAAUCACAUUACCUGAGCAUCUUAGUUGGGUAUGCUGCAAGUCUAAGCAUCUUCUCGUCUCUGAAGACAACGACACUUUAGCUGCCACUUUUGGCAAUCUUUUCGUCACUGACGAGUGAGACUGACUGGUUCUUUAAUCCUGUCUUCCCCGUGGCGAUCUUGCUGCGCGGUGAAGUUCUUCGACGGAAUGAGCGACGACGGAUGUAAGUGGGGAGUACCUUCAUCUUCUUCCUCCAAAAUCUUCCAUGAACACAUCCAAUGAUUCUUUUUUCCCCCCUGAAUUUUCAUUCAGGUGCCCAGAAGGACGAUGGAUCCGGCAAACGCGCAGAGGACCGGAUGAAGAAACCAUCCGCGCAAAAUCAGAAACGAUCGAUGAGGAAGCAUCAGCCGUCGAAUAAGCAGGAAGAGAGCCCGCAAGAGCCCGUCGCCGAGCGGUGCAGGCCGCAAGCGGAGGUCCCCCUAGCGCAGAGGAAACUAUCGAGCUCCAGCGUUGCCUCCGGGCCUGGAAGACCUCAGAAGGCAUGCGUGGCCAAGGUCAACGGUAGCUUCCAGAAGAGGCAGGGAUCUUCUGGGACAGGAAAGAAGACAUCUUCUAGCUCCCACAAUGUGAGUAAUAGUGAAGGUAAUCCACCCGCAAUGUGAAGGUAAUCGUCUAUCUGAUGUAUUUCUCUGGUCCUCCCUGGUUGAAGCUUCACGAAGAGAUCCCAGUUUGCGCCAAGCUUGAAGCCGCCAAGAGGAAGCUCCAUGAAGGCUACCAGCAAGCCGAGAAUGGUGACGUUGACUUCACUUCUUCACGAAUAUCACGUGGAUGUGGUUUGACUUACUUCCCCGUUCUGUGGGCGAGGAUGAUGACGUAGAUUUCUGCUCUACCCUAAUGCAGCGAAGAAGCAACGGACAAUUCAGGUCAUGGAGCUGCAUGAUCUGCCUAAGCGAGGGCUCAGCCGCAGACAGCCCUUCAUCAAGCAGGGAUCCCGCAGCCAGCAUCGGACGAAUCUAUGCCGCUAG
Messenger RNA from Spirodela intermedia, 2875 nucleotides. NCBI's taxonomy places the organism in Eukaryota, Viridiplantae, Streptophyta, Magnoliopsida, Alismatales, Araceae. The record is from the annotation of a GenBank genome assembly.